Messenger RNA from Erythranthe guttata (spotted monkey flower), 1105 nucleotides. It is a transcript of the gene WRKY56, whose product is annotated as WRKY DNA-binding protein 56. Lineage: Eukaryota; Viridiplantae; Streptophyta; Magnoliopsida; Lamiales; Phrymaceae. Gene Ontology annotation, molecular function: DNA-binding transcription factor activity; sequence-specific DNA binding. The record is from RefSeq and is a predicted model, not a curated record. Gene Ontology annotation, biological process: regulation of DNA-templated transcription.
CUUCUUUUUUUUUUUUUUUAACCUAAUCAAAUAUUUUGCUGCUGAAAAAUCUCCCAUAUUUUCAUGGUGCUUAACUUAAUUACAAGGUUUAAUUAACCUCCAUCAUUUUCCAAACAAUCCUAACAACAAAUCUUGGUCUCCACCUCAAGACAAGUUCUCUAACAAUUCUUCUUAUUUUUUCACUAAACACCCUCUACUUAAUCUUUUUACCACAUUUGACCCCCGAAUUUACCCUCAUUACACAUUACUUGCAAACACUGUACACUGAACCAAUAUUUAAAUCUAUUUUGGCACGUCUGCCUUAAGGAGGUUGAACAGAUCAAAUUAAUUAGGUGAAUUAUGGUUGGCUUUCUUCUCAAAUGUUUAAUUACAAUUUACAACCCAAAAACAUUCAAGAGGAAGCUUUAAUUUCUUUAUAUCUUGUAAUUAAUAUUUUCCCACCUAAGUACCUAACCCUCUAUAUAACUAAUUAUAUCCAUAAUUAAUUAUCUAACUUUAAUUCCAAGAAUAUUCCCUUUUGCUCAGGAUUAUUAUGGAAGGAGAUAAUAAUAAUUUCCCCUACUUCUUCGCCUCCUCUAAUUCGUUUCCGUUGUCAACUUCAUCGAAUAUAAACGAUUCAAAUUCGAAUGUAGUUAUGGAAAAUUCCAUGCAAAAUUCCCAGUUCUCUACUUUUGAUCAUGGUCAGAUUGACUUGGCUAGGCUACUGUGUGGUGCCGGUCCACUGGAAGAAACAACACCAGUUUCUCUGAAUAUCGGAGAAGUUGAUGGGGAUAGUAGUUGCAGAAACAAGUCAAGAUUCGGUAGAAAGAAGAAGAAUAUUCCGGCAAGGGUAGCGUUUCAUACAAGGAGUGCUGAAGAUAUUCUUGAUGAUGGGUAUAAAUGGAGAAAAUAUGGUCAGAAAUCUGUCAAGAACAGCAUCCAUCCAAGGAGCUAUUACCGAUGCACGCACCACACGUGCAAUGUGAAGAAACAAAUCCAGAGGCAGACAAAAGACACCACCAUUGUCGUGACGACAUACGAAGGAAUCCACAAUCAUCCUUGUGAAAAACUAAUGGAAACACUAAGCCCCCUUCUCAAGCAGCUUCAGUUUCUGUCGCGAUUCUGA